Molecule: messenger RNA, 2000 nt
Organism: Dunckerocampus dactyliophorus (ringed pipefish)
Lineage: Eukaryota; Metazoa; Chordata; Actinopteri; Syngnathiformes; Syngnathidae
Product: cardiomyopathy-associated protein 5-like
Exons: 4
Coding region: 42-842 (266 amino acids)
Source: RefSeq, a predicted model, not a curated record
AGAAGAAGAAGAAGAAGAAGACCGACACUGGCCCUGCUGAGAUGGAUUUGGCUCCGACAUCAUGCAGUCCCAGCUAUGCAAAUGACUGCAGAUCAGCAGACUUCACAUCACCAGGCCUGGACAUCCAGCAGCUGACUGGUCGUCAAGGAGACCGUCCCCCUCAGCCACAGGGUGGGAGCUCCACUUGGGAGCAGGAGGAGCCACAGCCUCCACUUAUUAAAGAGGAAGAAAUGGAGAUCCACAUUAAAGCAGAAGAGGAGGAGGAGCCACAGCCCCCUCUUAUUAAAGAGGAAGAAAUGGAGCCGGAGCACCCCCACAUUAAAGAGGAAGAGGAGGAGCCACAGCCCCCCGAUGUUAAAAAGGGAGAGGAAGAACUCUCGAUCACUCAGGAGGGAGAGCAUCUUCCAGGGCCAGAGGAGGCUGAUCUCGCCAGGUUGCCACUGACUGGUGUCCCUGCAGUGACGAAAGACCAUGAAGACAAACCACCUGAGCUCUCACAGCUUCAUCAUAGUCCAAGUGAGGAGAUGAGCGAGGCGGAGCCUUCAUGCAGCAGCUCACUGCAACACAUGACAACAGAAGCUGAUGGAGACCACUGUGGAGGAUCACAAGCAGACAACCUCUUCGCUCCACUGUCAGAUAGUGACGACACAACGUCACACUCUCCUGAAGGUGAAGACAGCGACUACAACCAAGAAUCUCUGAGCAGCGAUACAGACUGUGAAGGUGAUAUGAUGACUGGCACCGGCAACAAACACUCGAAAAGCUCUAAAAAGACAACAGUACACUGCUCAGACCAGAGAGUAGAUGACUACUUACACUCCUGUGGGCCUGUGCUCCCAUGAAAAUGUUUCUGCAUGGAGUGUGUGAGGACCUGUCUUUGGCACUUGGGAUCUUCCUUCCUACUUCCCUUUUAUUAGAUUCAAGAUUCAAGAGUUUUAUUGUCAUAUGCACAGUAAAACAGGUGGUUCUGCUAUGCAAUGAAAUUCUUGUUCUGUUCAUUCUCCCAAAAAAGAAAGAAAGAAAAACAGAAGAAAAAGAAUAAGGACAUCAGAAACAUAAAUACCAAUAAAUUAAGCAACAACAACAGAAGAGACAUGAAUACAAAUAAAUAAAUAAAUAAAUAAAGUGCUAUGAGUGUGUGCGUGUGUUGCGUGCGGCGUGUGUGAGUGCUUCGUUGAGAAGCCUGAUGGCCUGUGGGUAAAAGCUGUUUGCCAGCCUUGUGGUCCUGGACUUCAAACUCCUGUAGCGUCUGCCUGACGGUAGGAGUGUGAAUAAUGAGUGUUGUGGAUGUGUGCUGUCCUUGAUGAGGUUGUGUGUUCUUCGUAGGACUCUAGUUUUAUAAAUGUCUUGCAGUGAGGGGAGGGCUGCCCCAACAAUGCUCUGUGAGGUCUUGAUCACCCGCUGGAGUGCCUUCCUAUCACGUGUUGUACAGUUACCGUACCAAACAGUGAUGGAGGCGGUAAGGACACUUUCCAUAGUGCAUCUGUAGAAGCAACAAAGACGAUCAGAGGAGUGAAUGCAUGAGUCGGUUUCUUGUGUCCAAUCCCGUAAGUCAUUCAAAUUCAAACAAAAUGUUAACUUUUUCAAAGAAGAGAGAAAUGUGAUAAAAUGUUAUGAGAAAAAUGUCUGAUAAAACUGGAUAAAGUGUAUGGUGAGCGUUUUUACAGCCUUAAAACGUAUCUAAUAAUUGUACAAAAACACAGUUGGCUACUUGACGGAUUUCAAUUAUUGUGGGCUAUUUUGGAAACCCAGGAGCCCAGUCCCCAAAACCACAUUAGAGCGGCCUAUGGGAAAAACUACUAUGGAGCUAUGGCUCUAUCUAGUGGUUGGAGGGUCGAAUUACAACGUCGUCCUCCAAAGUGUCUCUCUCGACGACAAGCCAUUCCACAUUUCAGUUAUUCAUGAACAAAUCGUGAUAAAAUAUCAGCAUCAUUGCAUAUUGAGAAAUAAGUGUUAUGUUAGGAGUUAAUGGGCAUAAAAUGGUAACUGUGAUGUCAUUA